Molecule: messenger RNA, 3058 nt
Organism: Raphanus sativus (radish)
Lineage: Eukaryota; Viridiplantae; Streptophyta; Magnoliopsida; Brassicales; Brassicaceae
Product: GBF-interacting protein 1-like
Exons: 10
Coding region: 242-2668 (808 amino acids)
Source: RefSeq, a predicted model, not a curated record
GAAGAAGAGAGAGAGAGAGAGCCCUACGCUUCCAAAAACCACUCUUCUCUUCUCCUUCUUCCUCCUCCUCCUAGUUUCAAAUCCCUUCCUUCUUUCCUGCUCAUUCAUCACUCUGCGUAUUCGUUUAUACAUACAUAUAUUAUUACAGGGGGCUAACUCAGACCUUCUCUGGUCUGGUCCCAGAUUCAAAUUAACCAGAAGCGACAUUCAUUUGUUUUUGAGAAAAAGAAAGAAAGAGAGGAUGGUAGGGAGUGGUAGGGUUUCGAUUGCGGCGGAAACGAGGAAGACGAUUCAGAGAAUCAAGGAGAUCACAGCUGGGAACUACAGUGAGGAUGAGAUUCACGCAAUGCUCCUUGAUUGCAAUAUGGAUCCCGAUGACGCUACUCAACGCCUCCUUCUUCAGGAUCCAUUCCUUGAGGUUAAGAAGAAGCGUGAUAAGAGAAAAGAGAAUCUUCGCAACAAGGACUCUGUUGAGCCACAAUGGAGAUCUGGUGGUGGCAUAGGCCGUGGUAGCAGGGGUGGUCGGAUGAAUUUCUCUUCUCGUCAUUCAUCACACGAUGGUGCUGGUGCAAAGAAUUCUUUCAGAAAAGAAAAUGGUCCAAAACAGGUCACUGAUCCGUCGACUUCGACCUCUCAACAAAUAAAAACUAAAGACAAUGCGUUGGUGUCAAGUCUUCCAGCUGUGAUGGAUAAAAGUUGUGUUGGUUUGACAUCAGGAAGCUCUGAUGGUGCAUCAUCUGCUGUUGAAUCAAGCAAAAAUCGUGUGGCAUUGGGCUUUAAUGAAGAGCAUACUGAGCAGAAGUCGGUUGGUUCUAAGCCACUCUCCCGUCCAUCCUCCUCGGAGGUUCGAUCCACUUCUUCAAACUCCAAAUCAGUGAGCGAGCAACACCUUGGACAAAGCAAGUCACAAAACAGAUCCCGUGGGGUGGGGAAGACUUCCGUAAAUGAUGCUUAUGUUCAAAGGCCUGCUUCAUCUCACAGCAACAGCACAGGUAGCCGGCCGUCGUCUAACUACAGUAAUCGUUCACAUCAGACUGUUGGUCCUCAAAGAGGUAAGGAAUGGAAACCGAAGCCAGUGAACCAAAACACUACUCAGGGUUCUGGUGCAUCGGCUACAAGUGAAGCUCUUGCGGUUCCUACUGAAGCCAGUGAAAAAUCUGUUAAGGAUGUCCCUUCUGCAGAUGGCACAUCUAGGUUGCAGAGGCAGCUUGAAGACUUGCAGGUCCAACGUCAGCAUGUUAUUAUUCCAAACCAUAUCCUUGUUCCAGAGGCUGAACGAACCAAGUUUAGCUUUGGAAGCUUUGAUGCUGGAUUUUCUAUAACAUCAAGUUCAGUAGUUUUUCCAGAGAAUGAAAAGAGAUCUGCACCUCUCUCUCAGAAUUCACAGGAAGUUGAAGAUAGUUUGGAAGAGGAAGAACUUAGCAAGCCAAAUAUCCAUUCGACUGAAAAGGACGAUGAGGAUAAUGUCUACUCCGAGUCGCCUUCACAAGUUCCGAAUGAUAUGGCUGGUGAAGGUAUCAACGCAACAGAUGCUGCUCCAGUGUAUGAUGUCUCCAAGCAAGAGAAUAUGUUGGAGUCAGAAAGCAAUCAAAACCCUUUUGAUCACGUUCCAAGUAAUAUUAUCGGGACUGUUCCUCCAGCUCCUGGGAGCCAGCAUCCGCAGUUUGAGAAUGCUGACCCUCAAGCACGUGAUGCCCUUCGUAUUCCUAACUUUGUGGUUCCGCAACCAUUUGAUACAGCGAGUUACUAUGCUCAGUUCUACCGAUCAGGCCCUGACAGUGAUGGCCGUGUUUCUCCCUUUGUUUCUCCAGGGGUUGCAUCCAAGUUUAAUGGAAAUGUUACAGUAUUGCCCCCUCAUUCGUCUCAAACCAUGCAAGAGGGUGGAAACAACUUAGUUCUGUCGACUGCGAGUCCAACUCCACUGGUAACACAGCCUGCUGGGCUAAUGCAGAACUCUAUACCUGUCACGCAGCAGCCUGUUCCUUUCCUACGCCCCCCAGGAUUACACAUGUCACAUUAUCCACCGAAUUACAUGCCAUACGGACACUACUUCUCCCCGUUCUAUCUACCUCACCCGGCAAUGCAACAGUUCUUAAGCAAUGGUACAUUUGCUCAGCAACCUCAGGCAAGCAGUGUGUAUCCUGCUGCUCCGCCACCCCCUGGAGCUGCAACUGGAGGCAAAUACACACUCCCUCAUUACAAGCCUGGGAAUAAUACAAAUCAUGUUGGUAUGCCUGGUGGUUACGGACCAUCACAUGGUUCCUUCCCAGCAGGAUAUAAUCCCAAUUCUGCUGCUUCAGCUGGGAAUUCAACUUCCAAUGAGGAUCUCAGCACAUUGCAGUUGAAGGAAAACAACGGCUACAGCACAACAGGGCAACAGAGUGAAGCAUUACCUGUUUGGAUUGCUGGACCAGGACGAGAUAUGCCGAGCCCUUUCUACGGUUUACAGCACCAUGGUCAACACGUGACUUACGCUCCAGCACAAGCCGGUCACGUGGCGUUCCCAGGUAUGUAUCAUCCGGGACAAGCAGCAGUGACAGCAGCAGGAGUUCACCAUCCGCUCUUGCAACAGUCUCAGGGUGUUACUGGAGCUGAUAUGGUUGCACCUGGGCCUAACGUCUUUCAACAGCCUCAGCAAACACCGAUGAAUUGGCCAAGCAAUUACUGAAACAGGAAGGAAAAGAAGAUUUUGGAGGGAUUGAACCAGAGUAUCAGGAAGAUAUGGUGCGGGUUUUUCGUUGACUGGCGUGUGUGUGUGUAUGUCAUCUAACAAAUUACCGAAGAAAGGAAACUAUGAAGUUGAGCAUGAAGGGAUUGACACAGGAUGAUCAUAAAAGGAUAGGGGAAAGGUAUUGCUUAUUGAAUCUAGUGUUUUUUUUUUGUUGGUGUUUCUAUAUCUUUUCAUUUUUUGGGAUUUUCUUAGUUAUUUUUAGCUCUUGUGAGCUUAAGCCAACAGAACUUUUGCUACCUGAGUCUGUAUCUGAAGACUCUUCCUUCUUUUGUCAGCCUUUUGUGUGAACAUGUUCAAUAUGGAGUUAACCUGAAUUUUUUUAUUUGA